Molecule: messenger RNA, 4618 nt
Organism: Polistes dominula (European paper wasp)
Lineage: Eukaryota; Metazoa; Arthropoda; Insecta; Hymenoptera; Vespidae
Gene: Vps15
Product: vacuolar protein sorting 15
Biological process (GO): protein phosphorylation; autophagy of peroxisome; late endosome to vacuole transport
Cellular component (GO): phosphatidylinositol 3-kinase complex, class III, type II; late endosome; nucleus-vacuole junction
Molecular function (GO): protein binding; ATP binding; protein serine/threonine kinase activity
Source: RefSeq, a predicted model, not a curated record
AAAAUUUCGAAACGUACGUAAGUCUUUUCAAUAUCCGUUUCUUUCAUUUCUUCAUGAUAUUGUAAUUAUCAUCAUUCCCUCGUUUUAGAAGAAAUUUUAAAUCAAACAAUAAAUCGAAAGUGAAGUUAGCACAAUAUGGAUGCCGGAGGUCAAUAAAUCAGUACUCAGUAACAAAAUAUUCUUACAAAAUGGGAAAUCAACUAGUGGGCAUUGCCCCCAGCCAAAUAUUUCCAGUAGAACAUUAUUUAACAGAUCACAAUGAUUUAUUAUUCGAUAUUAAUUUAGGAAGCACUAGAUUUUUUAAAGUAGCAAGAGCAAGAAGCGAUGAAGGUUUGAUAGUAAUCAAAGUAUUUGCAAUACAUGAUCCAACAUUACCAUUAUCAGCAUAUAAGGAAAAACUAGAAGAGAUUAGAUAUAAGCUUGCUUCUGCAGUCAAUUGUUUACCCUUUCAAAAAACUAUUUUAACAGAAAAAGCUGGCUCGAUAAUGAGAGAAUAUGUUAAAUAUUCCUUGUACGAUAGAAUUAGUACUAGACCAUUUUUAACUUACAUUGAAAAAGAAUGGAUUACUUUUCAAGUUCUCUACGCACUUCACCAAGCACACAAGUUUGGAGUUUGCCAUGGUGAUAUCAAAUUAGAAAAUAUAAUGAUAACCAGCUGGAACUGGGUUCUGCUAACAGAUUUUGCUAGUUUUAAACCGACUUAUCUACCAGAGGAUAAUCCUGCUGAUUUUUCAUAUUUUUUUGACACAUCAAGAAGAAGAACAUGUUACAUAGCACCAGAAAGAUUUGUUAAAACAUUAUCCUCUGAAUUGAGCAAUAAUAUUUUAUUACCUGAACAAGAAGUCAAAACUGGCGAUUUAAAUCCAAUGAUGGAUAUCUUUUCUGCAGGCUGUGCUCUUACAGAAUUAUAUAACGAAGGACAUCCACCAUUCGAUUUUUCUCAACUUUUAGCAUAUAGGAAUAAUGAAUAUUCAGUCACUAGACAUUUAGAUUCUAUACAAAAAGAUGGCAUAAGAGAAUUACUUGCUUCUAUGUUAGAGAGGAACCCUGCUAAUCGAAAAAGUGCAGAAAUUUAUUUAGCACAAGCUCGUGGAACAGUAUUUCCAGAAUAUUUUUAUUCAUUUCUACAAUCGUACAUGCUGAUUUUCUCUGCAGCACCUAUUCUUUCGCCAGAUGAAAAAAUAAACAGAUUAAAAAAAGAUAUUAGAAAUAUCAUUAAUAUAUUUAAAGAGGAAGAAACUCGGACGAAAAAUAGGAAAGUUAAUGAUGAUAAUAAUGGCAAAUGCGAUUUAAACGUAGAAUCUAAAAACAAUGUUGAUCAAGAUGAAGAAGAUAUAGUAGUUGAAGGUAUAGUAGACAGCGAUCAAUGUUAUAAAAAUGAAGUUAAAGAAAUGGAUCAUACGUCCUCAUCAAUAUCUGUUCAAAACUGUGAUAUUUCGAUAGAAGAAAAUUUACAUUUGAAACCAUCUCAAGCAAUAAGGAAUAGUCCAGGGAUAGAUGAAAGUACUACUCGUGCUGAAAUUUUGGAUGGUUUAGUUAUCGUAACACAAUUGGUAACCUCUUGUAUAAGAGGUCUUCAUCAUUCACAAUCUAAAUUACAGAGUUUAGAAAUUCUACUUGAAUUGGCGGAACAUACUUCUGAUGAAACUAUCCAUGACAGAAUCUUACCGUAUAUUUUUUGUUUAGUUCAUGAUCCAGCACCACGUGUAAGGGUAUCCGCUAUUCAUACGUUAACUAAAUGUUUACAUCUUGUGAGAUCGAUUCCAUCUUCUGACGUUAAAAUAUUUCCUGAAUAUAUUCUACCUGGAUUAGCGCAGCUCCCUCAAGAUGAUGCUGUUAUUGUGAGAGCAGCUUAUGCAGAAAAUAUUGCUCAUCUGGCUCAUAUUGCAAUACGAUAUUUGGAAAAUUCUCACUUAUCUAAUUUUGGGAACAAAGAAGGACCAAAGCCUAGCUAUGAUAAUGAGCUACAAACAUUGCACGAAAUGGUGCAACAAUCUGUAUCUACACUUUUAACAGAUUCACAAAACUUGGUAAAGCAGACUUUAAUGGAAAAUGGAAUAAACAAAUUGUGUGUAUUUUUUGGAAAACAAAAAGCAAAUGACAUUUUAUUAAGUCACGUUAUUACUUUCUUAAAUGAUAAAGAAGAUAAAGAACUUAGAGCAUCAUUUUUCAAAUGUAUUGUUGGAGUAGCAGCUUAUAUAGGUUGGCAUAGUAGUCCAAUACUUAUGCCUCUCCUUCAACAAGGUUUAGCAGAUCCUGAAGAAUUCGUUACGACAAAAGCUAUCAAUGCAAUGACAACUCUUACUGAAUUGGGUUUAUUAGAUAAAUCUGCUUUAUACCAACUUUUAUCGGAGACCAUGGUUUUCUUAGUACAUCCAAACUUAUGGAUAAGACAUGCAACUGUAGGAUUUAUAUCAGCAUCAGCAAGAACACUACAUGUAGUUGACGUCCAAUGUAAAGUUCAAACAAUGAUUCAACCGUAUUUAAAACAUUCACUUAUUCAGAUUGAGAAAGAAGUUUUACUGCUAGAAGCUCUCGUAGCACCUAUUCCACGUACAGUUUAUGAUGCGAUAGUUAAAUAUAAUGAUAUAGAGGAAUUAUUUGAAGUUCUUGAAGAGAAACAAUCUGCAAGGGUUAAGGCAACUACUGGAACGGUAUCACAACAAAAAAGCAUGUCAACUGCAUUAAAUAAUCUUUUUAGACGUUUGAACUCAGAAUCGAUGUCGGAAAUGGUUGAGGACCAAUUGCUCAUAAUGAAGCCACAUUUAAUGAAAAUAAAUAAAUACCGUAAUUCAGCUGAUACUAAACAGAACAUAGUUAAACCUGUGGAUGGAAAAUUAGAAUUAAAUACUAUGAAGGAUAAAAUAAGACAUCAUAUUGUAAUACUCUAUCCAGAUACAAAAACUGACUUAGGUCUUCCAUCUUAUAAACGAUUAGAUAGGAGAACGUCUGAUACUACUGGUACUUAUGCAUCAAUGAAUCAAGAAUGGCGUACGAUGUUUGCAGCUCAAGAUAAUACUCAGCAUGCAAUCUUAAAAAUGGCUGAUUUGGCUAUAACUAGUGGAAGUCCUAAUCAAAGUAUACAUGGAGGUGAUAUACAUUUGUCGCCACAGCAUAGUCUGUCUGACAUGAAUAGCAUAAAUGACCACUCUCUUCACGAACGUUCUUAUAUACAAUAUCGAUGUGCACCCUGCAGACUGGAAGUAAGACAAUUAACUUAUAGAAAACAGGAACAACAUGCUGCUGCUUUAAGAGCACAACAUUGGGCCGAUAAUAUUGCAUGGCAAACUGGCUCUAGAUUAUUACCAAGUGGAUGGAGACCUCGGGGUGUUCCUGUUGCUCAUCUUCACGAGCAUAGAGCUGGUGUUAAUAGUUUAGUAUCCAUCCCAGACAGUAGUCUCUUUGCUAGUUCUUCAGCAGAUGGGUGUAUUAAAAUAUGGGAUGCUAGCAGAAUGGAAGGUCGUAAUAUUGCUAAUCGUUCUAGGCAAACAUACAUGAACAGAAAUGGUCCUCUUGUUGGUUUAGCUGUCUGUGAACAAGGACAAUCAAUAGCAAGUUCUGCUAGCCUUUCUGGAACGGUAUUUGUAUUGAGGAUAGAACCUAAUUCCAGUAAAAUGAGUAUUCUACAUUCUCGACAAUUAGAUGUUCAAGACGAAGGAUGUGUAGUCGAUGUACAAUAUUUAGAUUCUGGAUCACAAUCACUUCUUGUAUAUGCUUCGCUAUAUGGAUCUUUAGUUGGUUGGGACUUACGAUGUCCUAAAACAACCUGGCGUUUGGAAAAUGAUUUGAAGAAUGGAAUAAUAACUUCAUUUUGUGUUAAUAGUUAUCAGCAAUGGUUAACUCUUGGUACAAGCUCAGGUGUUCAUAUUUGUUGGGAUUUACGAUUCCUAUUACCAAUUGCAACUAUAAAACAUCCAACAGGAGCAAGAGUUAAAAAGGUAAUAACGCAUCCAACUGAACCUUCAUGGAUAAUAUCAGCCGUACAAGGAAACAAUGAAAUUUCCAUGUGGAAUUUAGAAACUGGUUUUAGACAACUAGUACUUUGGGCAUCAAGUACACCACCGCUUACUCAUAGUCAAAGUGGUUACAGCGUUCAUUCGAUGUAUUCAGGAUGCAUUGAUCGCUCUGGUUUCUUAUUAGCUGGUGGAACUGACAUGCGAUUACGUUUUUGGGACUUAAACACACCCAAUGAUUCUCAUGUUGCAUUACCUGCCGCCAAUGACGUUGUUUCACCAAAUUCAUAUGUAUAUGAACAACGCUUGAUAGACGGUACAAAUGUAGUUCAAGAAGUAUUGGCAGGUGGUUGUUCUAUGCCACCAUCAGGAGGAAGUAGUAGUGUUAGAGGAAGAAAUCCAGAAGAAGGUGGACAAGGACCAGAAACUCCGCCAUCUGGUCACCAUGAUACCAUAUCUGCUGUAUCCAUGUCCAAUACGUGUAUACUCACAGGCAGCAAAGAUGGAUUAAUUCAAGUUUGGAAAUGAUUGUUUUCCUUAUAUCAUUUACUCUAUACGUCAUUUGUUCAAGCUUUUGUAAACUAUUGUUUACUUUGUGCAAGAUAUAUAUAUAUAUAUAUAUAUUCUAAAUUUUAUAUAUCCAUAUUUAUAUACACAUAAAGUAA